CUGAAAAUAUGAUUUACUUUCUUAUAAUUCUAAAUCUGCUUGGAUCAGUUAAAUUUUCAAACUUGGAAUCAAUUUACCGAAAUUGCAAGGACGCUCUUGAAUCGAAUAAUUUUAUAGAUUCGAUGUAUUCAAUUCAGCCCGUACCUAAUGGAACGAUAGCUGGUAUAACUUGUUCUUUAACUGCUGAAGAUGAAAUUAUAACGGAAAUUGGAAAUGAUGUUGAACAAAACAAACGUUUAACUGUACAGUCUGGCACUUUAUCAAUCAAAAUCAAAUACGCAAAUUUAACAAAUACAGAAUUAAGAGUCCUUAUUAAAAGUUCUGGAAUUUGUUCUCAACAAAUGUCUCUUACUCUGCGAAAUGUUCAUGAUAAAUUUAUCUCAUUUACAUUUUUGGAUGGAAAAGUGUACAAAUUACGUCAUUUUAAUGAUGGCAUAUGUCAAUGUUUAACAAGCGAAAUUUGUGAUAAACUGCAAAAUCGUAUGGAGAACUGCAAAAACGUUGGAAAAAAUCAAGGAUAUAGUCAAAGUUAUGAUCUGUCUGGUGAAAUUUCAGUGUUACCUCACAGAUUACCACUUAUACAGACAAGGUAUGGUGAUAUUAAUGGCGGACAAGAAUAUGCAAAACAUCAUAUCGGUCCACUUAGUUGUUCCAUGAUAUUAAAACUUAAAAGUCCGUUAAUAUUGAAUUCUUACUGUAAGAAUUACAAUUCGUCAUUUUUAAACGAUAACGACUCAACUACUUGUAUUAAAUUUAAAACUAAAUUUGUCAAAUUAAAACUCGACUAUACUGAAAAGAUAAAUUUCACCAUUGGAAAAGAGAGCGUUUUUGAAAUUCAUCCUUAUGUGAACACUUCUAUUGGAAAGAUAAGCUUGUGUAAUCAAGAUACGCCGACAUCUUUCACUUGCAGUAGUUAUUCAAGAUAUAUAUAUGUUUCUCUAUGGACAACUUUGUCAAACGAUAUUGAAGUUUGUGAAAUUCAAAAUUUGACUUGAUAUCGAUCGUAACCGUUCUCUUCUUUAUAUAACAUUGUAUAUAGCUUGUCAAAAAUGACUCUUUGUGUCUGUGUUCAACCAGUGGUUGAACUCACAGUAAAAUAAAAGUCUGGACGGAUUGCUGUUGCAGCAAAACAAGAUGAAACAAUAAAUCGAGAAAGAUA
Dimorphilus gyrociliatus is the source of this 1159-nucleotide messenger RNA. Lineage: Eukaryota; Metazoa; Annelida; Polychaeta; Dinophilidae. The record is from the annotation of a GenBank genome assembly.